Molecule: messenger RNA, 586 nt
Organism: Amoebophrya sp. A25
Lineage: Eukaryota; Dinophyceae; Syndiniales; Amoebophryaceae
Source: the annotation of a GenBank genome assembly
GGAUAUUCAUGAGUGAGGCGAGUAGUUUGCUUUUCUGGUAUCUAUUCACUUCGAUUUCUUGAAUUACAGAAAAAACGAAAUGUUGACAAAAUAACUCGUUCGAUAGCUUAACAAAGAAUAAUUAUGAUGAAGCGAAUGACUAAGAUGUCGACGCGAGUAUAACAAGAGAAGCACUUCUUAUCUUCAGACAAACACCACAAGAACAACAAGAUGGGCGCCCCGUCCACUGUGCGUGUCGGGAGUAUAACCUCUCUUGUGUGCCAAGGCUGCCGCGCUCGGGUCGAUACGAGGGAAGCCAUGACGAAAUUCUACGAGAAGCAUGCUCCAAGACUAGUGGAAAGACUGGGCGUCAGACGAUCCUUAGAGAAUUGGAACUGGGGUACGAGGAAACAAGUGGGAAUAUACUCAACUGCGCAUACGCAUCCACCAAACGCGCAUGUUACGAGGUUACUGAAUAAUGGUGGUGUCAAAUGCUGGAAAUGUGGAUGUGAAGGAUGUUGGGCGUCUGUGUAGUUUGUGAUGAUGUUUCAACGGGGUGACAUCUUUCGAAUGGCCUUGUUUUGUACUCUUAGAGUGCGUGAAAAGC